GUAUUAAUUAUGAAAGCACCUCAAUCGUCCCAUCGAACCUCUGGUGGGUCACCACCGUCUUUCUGUUAUUUUGAUCCCAAUUUCUCAAAUCCAUGACCUCUUUCAUUAUGAUCGCCACAUCCUAGCACCUGCAAUAUUUGUUUGAUUUCGUGAUCUUCGAUAAAAUCCCUCGCUAAUCUUUAUAUAUUUUCCGCAAAAUUCGGUAAUCCCAUCUCCAAAUACACAUUUCAAUCUUUGUUCUCUUUUUUCUCCAAAACAUCUGAGUUUUACGGAAAAUCCUGACCCGAGGAUCGAGUUAUUUCCAUUUCAGGGCAAUCCAGAAGAGGGUUCUGUGUCAAAUUCUUCAUACAAUUGGGUAUUCUUAAGAAAUUUGGGAUUUUGGGUUGGAAUCUUUUCAACUUUGGAUAACUUGCCAAUCGGGGUUUUGUAAAUUUGUUCAUUAGUUUCGAUAUUCGACGAAAAUUCGGAUUUUAGGUAGAUGCACUCACUACCAUACUCAAUCCAAUCCGUAUAUAUUCCAUUUCUGUAACUAAUCUUCAUAGAUUUUCGGUGCGAUCGUUUCCUUCAACAACACCAAAAGUCGGUAAAGAUUCUGAUCGACAACUGUUUGAUCAUACCACGUAUAUUUGAAAUCAAUUAUUCGUCUUUUAGCUCGGAAAUUCAACAGAAACUUGCCCAAAUCUCAUCAAAAAACACACAAACGCCCCCUGAUCAUGCCAUUUCCAUUAUUCAACAUCGCAUUCUUUCAAGAACUCAUAUUAAAUCACAUUAGCUGUUCUACAAAAUAAUGAAGAACACAUCGAGUUUCUUUUUUCAUCGAUUCCUUCUGGAGCUGUAGUAAUUUCCGUUAAGAACAAUCGAUGAGGUUCUUUAACCUUAUGGGGAAUUCCUUUGGGUGCUCUGCAUCUGGAGAACGCCUUGUUUCCGCUGCAAGAGAUGGCGAUGUUCAAGAAGCCAAAGCUUUGCUUGAAUAUAACCCUAGACUUGCUCGAUAUUCCACUUUUGGUGUUCGGAAUUCCCCCCUCCAUUACUCUGCAGCUCAAGGCCACCAUGAGAUUGUUUCUCUCUUGAUCGAAUCUGGAGUUGAUAUCAAUCUCAGGAACUAUCGUGGACAGACUGCUUUGAUGCAAGCUUGUCAAUAUGGUCAUUGGGAGGUUGUUUUAACUCUGAUUCUUUACAAAGCAAAUAUCCACAAAGCCGAUUAUCUAAAUGGAGGAACUGCACUCCACUUAGCUGCUCUAAAUGGACAUUCAAGAUGUAUUCGAAUUCUUCAUGCUGAUUAUAUCCCAAGUGUUUCCAAUUUUCUUGAAAUUGUGAAUAGAAAAUCAAGAAUGGAAGAGUUUGUGUCAGAAUUGGAUGAAGGAUCGGUUUAUAAGACGAUUAAUAGAGCUGCUGAUGGAGGUGUAACUGCUCUUCAUAUGGCAGCAUUAAAUGGACAUGUUGAUAGUUUACAAUUGCUCAUUGAUUUAGGGGCUUCUGUUAAUGAAGUCACUGUUGAAGAUGGAACUACAAUUGAUUUGAUUGGUGCAGGAAGCACACCCCUUCAUUAUGCUGCUUGUGGUGGAAAUGCACAAUGUUGUCAAAUUCUGAUAGCUAAGGGAGCUUCUUUAGCUGCUGAAAAUGCGAAAGGAUGGACACCUUUAGCUGUUGCUCAAUCAUGGCAUAGAGACUGGCUAGAGGAAGUGUUGACCGAACAACCACAACAACAUCAACCGAUUCCUCAUUCUCCAUACUUGUGUCUUCCUCUUAUGAGUGUUGUCAAGAUUGCAAGAGAGUGUGGAUGGAGUCACGAUUCCAUUUCCACGUGUGCGGAUCCUUGUGCUGUUUGUUUGGAAAACAAAUGUGCAGUUGCUUCAGAAGGUUGUUGUCACGAAUUCUGCACACGAUGUGCAUUAUAUCUUUGUUCCACAAUCACCGCCGCCACCACCACCACCACCACCCAAAGGCCGCCAGGGUCCAUCCCGUGCCCACUCUGCCGCCAAGGAAUCGUAUCAUUCAAAAAACUUCCGGCCACCAAACCACUCCUUGGGAUGCCACGAACAAGCUUACCACUAUCAUUUUUCACAUGCACUUCAUUAACAGAAGACAAUGAUGACAUGGCACUUGAUACAACUCCACUAUGUAAACCCGAGUUUCCUUCACCACUUCGGUCUUUCAGCUGCCAAAAGUUUCCAUCAAUGAAACUGAGUUCUAGUCUUUGCAUGGGUGGAUCAGAUACUAGCCCUUCAUUGGUUCGAUCAUAUACAAGAUCGAGUUUUAGGAGAUCGAAUUCAGAAGGGAGAAGAUCGUGGUUGUGUUCUUUGAAUCAAUCUGUAGAAACUACUGCUGGAUUCUAAGAAAUGUGUUUGAUGUUUUUGUUUUUUGGUUUUUUGAAUGAAUAUCAAGGUUUUUGGUUUGGUUUUUGAUGAUUUGUUGUUGGGUAAAGUUGGAGGUGAAGUUGCCUAUUUGUGAUUAUUGUUAAUGAUGAUAAUUUAUUGAUGUGAUU
This is a messenger RNA of Lactuca virosa, 2485 nucleotides long. NCBI's taxonomy places the organism in Eukaryota, Viridiplantae, Streptophyta, Magnoliopsida, Asterales, Asteraceae. The record is from the annotation of a GenBank genome assembly.